AUGUCACCUUUCAGAGUUGUAUUUGGAAAAGCUUGCCAUCUACCUGUGGAGAUUCAACACCGAGCCUAUUGGGCUGUGAAGGCUUGUAACUUGGACAUGGAAGGAGCAGGGAAAGAGAGAAAGCUCCAACUGCAAGAACUAGAGGAGAUUAGGCUCACAGCCUAUGAAAACUCCAAGUUUUACAAAGAGAAAACCAAGAAAUUCCAUGAUCAAAAGCUUGUGACCAAAAAGGAUUUCAACAUAGGUCAAAAGGUGUUAUUGUACAAGUCCAGGGUAGGGCCUAUGAGUGGUAAAUUACGCUCCAAAUGGGAAGGUCCAUUCAUUGUAACACAAGUGUUUCCCUAUGGAGCAGUGGAGAUCCAGGAAGAAUCUUCUGAUAGAAUCUUCAAGGUUAAUGGCCAUCGUCUGCGGAUAUUUAAUGAAAAUCAAGACAUGUUGAACAAGACGAUGGAUGGAGUGAAUUUGACCACUCCAACAUUCCUUCCACCUUGA
Molecule: messenger RNA, 492 nt
Organism: Vigna angularis (adzuki bean)
Lineage: Eukaryota; Viridiplantae; Streptophyta; Magnoliopsida; Fabales; Fabaceae
Exons: 1
Coding region: 1-492 (163 amino acids)
Source: RefSeq, a predicted model, not a curated record